CUUUCUGACUCGGGUUCGGACCCGGAGAGGCCAUGAAUGAUGCGAUGGGCUGCAACCUGGCCAGGUUCAUGAACAACAAGGUCACCGACAUGACCGCCGCUUCUGAUCCUGGCCAGGAGGACGAAGACAACGACUCCAAUCCACAGGCCACCAGCGACGGCAGCACAGCGGUUGGCAAACAGGGUGCGACUUCACGCCCGUCCAGUCCCACCGCCACGAGGCACCCGGUGCUCUCCUUCGCAGGCAGCGCUUCAGACAAACUCUUGGCAGGAUUCUUGAGACGGCCGCCAUCCGCAACACCGCUGAGGAUCCAAAGGGAGAGGUCCUUAAGCCAGGUCGAGUUCUUCAGGGUCCUGGACGAGAAGAUAAACAGGGGGAAGGAAAGCGAAUCCGACGACGACGGGAUCUCCCGAUGCAGCGCAAUAUCGGCCUGA
Dermacentor silvarum is the source of this 434-nucleotide messenger RNA. RefSeq lists its product as uncharacterized. The transcript is spliced from 5 exons. The coding region runs from base 33 to 434 and encodes 133 amino acids. The record is from RefSeq and is a predicted model, not a curated record. Lineage: Eukaryota; Metazoa; Arthropoda; Arachnida; Ixodida; Ixodidae.